This is a messenger RNA of Pyrus x bretschneideri (Chinese white pear), 601 nucleotides long. RefSeq names its product 40S ribosomal protein S26-1. Bases 17 to 406 code for a protein of 129 amino acids. Gene Ontology annotation, biological process: translation. The transcript is spliced from 7 exons. Gene Ontology annotation, molecular function: structural constituent of ribosome; mRNA binding. Gene Ontology annotation, cellular component: cytosolic small ribosomal subunit; ribosome. NCBI's taxonomy places the organism in Eukaryota, Viridiplantae, Streptophyta, Magnoliopsida, Rosales, Rosaceae. The record is from RefSeq and is a predicted model, not a curated record.
CCUCUCCCGGAACACCAUGACUUUCAAGCGCAGAAAUGGAGGUCGCAACAAGCACGGCCGUGGACACGUCAAGUUCAUCCGCUGCUCCAACUGCGGCAAGUGCUGCCCUAAGGACAAGGCCAUCAAGAGAUUCUUGGUGAGGAACAUCGUCGAGCAGGCCGCGGUGAGAGAUGUUCAGGAAGCCUGCGUCUAUGAGCAAUACACUCUGCCUAAGCUGUAUGCCAAGAUGCAGUACUGUGUUUCCUGUGCAAUUCACUCUCACGUUGUGAGGGUGCGAUCCCGCACCAACAGGAGGAACCGCGAGCCGCCACAGCGAUUCAUCAGACGCAGGGAUGAUGCCCCAAGGCCCGGCCAGCCUGGUCAAGCUCCCCGACCUGCUGGAGCUGGUGUUCCUGCUCGUACUUGAUUUGAGCAAAUCAAUCCUUCCAUUUUGUGAUGGAUGUUUCCCGGUAGCUACACAAUCUUCUGGACUGAGUUGUGUAGGACUUUUUUGUUAUUCUCGCGUUAUUGUUCAGACGUUUUGAGGAUUAAACUACAACGUUUAUGGAUGUUUUUUUUUUUAUGAUAAUGAAAUCUGGAUGACGUAAUGUCCAAUUUUGAA